Molecule: messenger RNA, 1628 nt
Organism: Portunus trituberculatus (swimming crab)
Lineage: Eukaryota; Metazoa; Arthropoda; Malacostraca; Decapoda; Portunidae
Product: basic salivary proline-rich protein 2-like
Source: RefSeq, a predicted model, not a curated record
GCGGAACAAGACGCAGCUCCUCAGUGGUCACUUGGAUGUUGGAGGGGGAGUUAGCGCAUUUCCCCGGCUGCUGUGUGUUUUCCUGAUUCUUAAGGGAAAUAGGACAAGAGGCCUUAAGGGAGAGGGAAAUAAGGGUAAAUAUACAAUAAAAAGGAUGUCAGGCGGGCGCGCCCUGGACCACGGGUGUCCCGGGACUCCCCUGGCGUGGCAGCAGCGGGACCUCAACUACCAGGCGGGGGGCCACCGCCCCGCCCCGCCCUCACACCAUGGCGCCCCCUCCCACUACGACCGCUACCCCCCCACCCCCUCCAGGCCCGGCCCACCCUCCACCAGCGACAGGCUGAGCCAUCGCAGCGGCGACAAGUCCUGGGGCGCGCCGCCCCCCCUGCUGGUGCCCUACUCCAACCCGCGAGCCCCGCCCUCCACCGCCCGCCCGCCCUCGCGCCCACGCUCACUCACCCACUCCUCAUCCUCUUCCUCCUCGUCCUCCUCCUCCACUGAGGAGAGCGAGCGUGUGGGGGUGCCGGGGCCCCCUAUGCUGUACCCAGGCAUGUAUCCCCCCGGCCCUCACGGACCCCUGGGGACCCCUGGCCCGCCAGGCACCGUGAAGAGUGCCCGCUCCGUGCCCGCCCUGGCCCUCGCCACCUGGGACGGCGAGCCCUGCCCCGUGCACGGCGGCGCGCCCAUGCCCGCCCCAUACCAUGGGCCCCCGCCCCCCAUGGGCCCACCCCCUCCUCGCAGGGGCACCUCCAUCUACGACCUGCGUGGCACCUACGCCACGCUGCCCGCCCGCCCGCCCCCCGGGGACCGCCGCAGCCUGGCGGGGUCAGGCCUCGCCCCACCCCCGCCCCCAGGGGCGCCGCAUGGCAUCCCGCCUCACCUGCUGCCGCCCAUGGCGCGCCCACUGCCCCUGGUGGUGGACGAGAAGGGGCACGCCGAGCCUCUGCCAGUGCGGCGCGCCCCGGGGGACAAGGGCGGGGGCGGCGUGGUGAGCAAGGCAGGCUCUGUGGUGGGUGACGUGUGAGAUGGGGUGGAGGGGGGUGGCAAGGGUGGGGGGCGGUGUCCUGGGGGCUGGUGUGUGGCGUGGGUCAUCCUGGCGCUGGUGUGUGGCGGCGUCCUCCUCGCCCUCAUGCUCACCUUCAUUCUGUAGACACACACACACACACACACACACACACACACACACACACACACACACACACACACACAGGUGUACAUGUACGUGCGUUUGUACGUACAUGUACACGGAUUUCGCUCAUGUGUACUUAUAUAUUACCCUCCAUGUAUGUAUGUGUGUAUGUCUGUAUGUAUGUAUGUAUGUCUGUAUGUAUGUAGUAUAUCUGUAUGUAUGUAAUGUUAUGUUAUUAUUAUCAUCAUUAUUAUUAUAUGUAUACUUAAUUUAAGCUUGUGUGUGUGUGUGUGUGUGUGUGUGUGUGUGUGUGUGUGUGUGUGUGUUUAAAUGGCAUUAUAUAGUUAACAACAACAACAACAACAACAAUGUCAAGAGGUGUCGGUCCGGGAUUGUCAUACGCUGUACAUGACAAGCUGUAGUAGUAGUAGUAGUAGUAGUAGUAGUAGUAGUAGUAGUAGUAGUAAUAGUAGUAGUAGUAGUAGUAGUAGUAAUAGUA